AUGCUACGCAGUAUUCUAUUAUUUCUAUUUUUAACCAUAGCUGAAAUUCUGGCUGAAAAUACAACAGCGAUUGCAAUUCGACAAAAAAGACAAUAUUAUGUUUGUGGAACAUAUCCAAAUCAGUUCUACUCACUUUAUCGUGAGUUUGAAACUGUUAGAGAUUUGCCUCGUCAUAACUCAUAUUCAAACUUGAGUUGCAUAAUUUUUCAGCAUGCAGUGUUUGGACUCGCACAACAACUCGCUCCCCAUAUAAUAAUCAAUAUCAAUGCACAAACGGUGGUCAGAAAAUUGGAGUUGGUUGUUAUUUCAACUAUCAAUGUACACCAUAUUCCUCAGGAAGACAAACAGUUUGUCUGAAUAAUUGUUGCUGCACAGUUCCUACUCCAAUUAUCCCAAUCAUUCCUGUAACAACAACAACAACCACACAAAAUCCGAUAGCUACUCUUGCAUAUUGUUAUAAUGGGCAGCGAUCGCAGGUUCGAUGUACAACUUCAACAGAUUGUGCAUCUGGACAGACGUGUAUUAAUAAUAUUUGUUGCUCGACGACUGGAAAUGAGUAUACAGGUGAGAGAAGAAAGUGUGCUCUAAUGAGAAAUUCGUUUCUGAAUAGGAGAAUUCAAAACUUUUAGACAACUUUGUUAAAUAAUUUUCUAGGAGCUUGCGGUGGACUAUCUGCAGUUUCAUCGUGCUCAAACAACCAAUGUGGUGGUUUCACGUGCACAUCAUCAAAUUAUUGUUGUGAAUGUCCAUACGGAAGGACUAGCGGGCGCUGCACAGAUGUAAAAACUUUCAUAACUUGCUAUUGAAAAUGAAAUCCCUGUCCUAUUCGAAAGUUUUAUUGCAGGGUUGCCCAUCUGGUUAUUCCUGCAACACGAAUGGUUACUGCUGUGCAACUUGCUCAUCCGGCCGAGUUCCCUAUGGUUCAUGUUUCAACGGUCUCUGCGCAUCUGGCUACACUUGCCAAGCUGGAAAUAUCUGCUGUUAG
Messenger RNA from Caenorhabditis angaria, 985 nucleotides. The record is from the annotation of a GenBank genome assembly. Lineage: Eukaryota; Metazoa; Nematoda; Chromadorea; Rhabditida; Rhabditidae.